GGGGGCGCUUACAACUUGCCUUCCUUUUUUCUUGAUUUCAACCAAUUUACACCAUCGCCACUGUCUACCCGUGUGGCCGAGCGGCUAUUAAGCAGUCCUUUCCUGCUGUUCACACGCGCGCUUCUGGUUUCGGCUACCUGCAGCGUCGUGUCUCAGAAACGGCUAUUAGUCCCAAACUCACGGCGCUUAACUAAGGUCACUAUGGGCGAACGCACUAGCGUGUUAGACACUGCGACACAGCCAGCUAUAGCUGAUUCACUGCCAAAGACGGAUCCUGAAAAAGCUAUAGAGGAUGCUUCCUCAGAACCAACAGAUGCGUCACCGACGGCCCCUCCGCCGCCGCCCAACGGUGGCUAUGGCUGGGUCUGUGUUGCUUGUUGUGCUGUAAUCAACGGCCAUACAUGGGGUCUCAAUUCUAGCUAUGGUGUCUUCCUCGCCCAUUACCUUAAAAACGAUACCUAUCCUGGUGCAUCUUCUCUCGAUUACGCCUUUGUCGGCUCGCUCAGCAUCGCCUGCGCGUUGCUCAUCUCACCGCUGGCUACCGUCGGUGUUCGCAAGUUUGGCUCCCGAGCUACCAUGUUUGCUGGCGUUUUGUGUGAGGCUGUCAGUUUGAUAUGCGCCAGUUUUGCCUCAAAGAUCUGGCAUUUAUUCCUUACACAGGGCGUGCUGUUUGGCAUUGGCAUGGGCUUGCUGUUUGUGCCAUCGGCUGCUAUCCCUCCACAGUGGUUUACAACGCGACGAUCUCUUGCGAAUGGAGUCUCUGCUUGCGGCUCUGGUCUAGGUGGCGUUGUGUAUUCCUUUGCUGCCGGUGCCAUUAUACGAAAUCACGGGGUGUCUUGGGCCUUUAGGAUACUGGGUAUCAUAGCAUUUGUCGUCAACGCUGUUUGCACAUAUCUCAUCCGAGACCGAAACAAACUGAUUGGCUCGUCACAAAUGGCAUUCGACUACAAGCUUUUUCAGCGUCCCGAGUAUCUCCUGCUGCUCGCAUUUGGAUGGUUUAGUAUGCUGGGCUAUGUCGUCCUCAUUUUCAGUCUUGCCAACUACGCCAACGAGAUCGGACUCGGCGCAUCGCAGGCGGCUCUCAUCAGCGCCAUGCUCAACCUCGGUCAGGGUAUUGGGCGUCCGUUUGUCGGCUAUUUCAGUGAUCGCACAGGCCGCAUUAACAUAGGGGCAUUGCUUACAUUUGUAUGCGGCAUCCUUGCCCUUGCCAUCUGGAUAAACGCAAAGGUGUAUGGUGUGCUUUUGUUUUAUGCCAUCAUUUGUGGUACAGUCGCUGGAACGUUUUGGACGACAAUUGGCCCUAUCACGGCCGAAGUCGUCGGGCUCAAGCAUGUACCAUCUGCCCUCAACAUAAUGUGGCUGGCUAUUGUUCUGCCAUGUCUCUUUAGUGAGCCAAUUGCGCUUCAAAUCGUCAAAACAACUGGCGGCUAUCUAGGGACGCAGAUUUUCACUGGAGUCAUGUACGUGGCCGCGGCUGCGUGCCUCCUUAUUCUCCGUGGCUGGAAGAUAGGAGAGGUCAAUGAGAUUGCCAGGGUUUUGGAUGAAGCGCCUGAGCAUAUUGAUCGGGUAAAGAUUGAAAACGACGAAGAAAUCAUUAAAUCUAGCCGCAAGGUUGGGCGCAAAAGGAUGUUGCUGGAGUGUGCAAAGCCAGCCAAGGUGUAAAACAUACACGCUGGUUUCAUGAGACAUGAUUGAUUAAUUUAUAUUUCACAAAUGCAUAAUUCGAAUCUAAUCAUACAUAAUAUUUGUUAUGUGCCAAAAAUAUAAUCAAGAAUUAUCCUUUACAGGUUUACUGGUUACAGUAACGUAUUUCCUAUC
[Torrubiella] hemipterigena is the source of this 1818-nucleotide messenger RNA. The record is from the annotation of a GenBank genome assembly. NCBI's taxonomy places the organism in Eukaryota, Fungi, Ascomycota, Sordariomycetes, Hypocreales, Clavicipitaceae.